Messenger RNA from Frankliniella occidentalis (western flower thrips), 1291 nucleotides. Its product is annotated as POU domain, class 3, transcription factor 2-like. The record is from RefSeq and is a predicted model, not a curated record. NCBI's taxonomy places the organism in Eukaryota, Metazoa, Arthropoda, Insecta, Thysanoptera, Thripidae. Bases 85 to 1197 code for a protein of 370 amino acids. The transcript is spliced from 7 exons.
GGAAGGGGUAGGGCCGGCGCACAUUGUCAAAUACUGGUCCGCCGAGGGCCUGCCAGACACUCGCCGCCCGGUCACCAAGCCGCCAUGAAGCCCACGAGAAUGCUAUUGCACGCCACCCUCGCACUGGCGGCGACCGUCGCAGCCCUGGAGCCGCCGGCGCCCCCAGCCAAGCCGUCCUCCAUGUUAGCGGCCGAGGGGCGCGAUGCCAUUCCUGACAUCCCGGACCUCCAGGAUGUGGACAGCGAGGCCGAGGCGAGCGACACCAAGAUGUUGGCUGCCGCCGGGGGCGCAGGCGCCGCCGCGGCGCACGGACACGGCAAAUUCUUCCAGGACUUCUACUCGCUGCAGUACGGGCCGCGCCAGGUCGAGUUCGGCCACGUGUGCGAGGACCCCAACGAGUGGGAGCAGCGGUUCGAGCGCAAGGACAUGGACAAGGACCACCACCAGGGGCAGGUGCGCUGGGGAGAUAAGCACGGAGGCUACGGCGAGCACUACUGGGACUACAACCAUGGCGGUCACCAUGACGGCGGUGACGGCGGCGAUGGCGGAGGCGGUGGCGGCGGCGAGGGGAGCGCGCCGAUUCCUGACAUUCUGGAGCACCCCGACGACGAGCGCCGCCCGCAGUUCAAACGUCAGUCCGCCUUCGACCAGGCUGGCGCGGCGUCCACGACGGGCGCCGAGUCACCGCCGGGGAGGAGCCGCGCCUACCGCAAGAAAUACGUCCGGCCGACGACCACCCCCGCGACCCCGACUCACCCCGUGCCGAAGGCCAGGACCACGCCGAGACCGCAGCCCUACCGCCAGCCGCCGCCGCCACCCACGGCCGGAACCGGAGCCCCGAUGCACGCCAGAAACACGAAGUCCGCUGCCUUCUUCACCCCCGACUUCCCUCCGGGCGGCAUGUUCCAGAGCGCAGCGGCAGCCGCGGGCCUCGGGCCGAGGGCAGCGCGACAAACACAGACGGAGGGUUCUACGGCGCAGGCGCACGCUGCCAAGGCGCAGCCGAAGGGACCGGCCAAGGGACAGCCAAGUGGACAGACAAAGUUGCAGCCAAAUGGACCACCCAAGGGACAGGGUGCCCCAGGGCCGGGACAGGUCGCCGCCGCCCUCGUGCGUCGGCUAGCGUUCGACCCGCGGACUGGCAGAGUGCACGACGAGGACACGGGCCAAGUAUUCGUGCUGCAGCCAGUCAGCUGAGCCAGCGCAUAUGUUUACUCACUAUUUAUAUUUUUGUAAUUAGACUCACCUUAUCUGAGCAAUGCGAUUUGUUUUCGAUCGAUCUCGGAUUUAC